GUCUGUGGCCAGGGAGAUGGCCAGCACACACGGGUCCUGGGUGGCCCUGGGUAAGAGAGGGAGACUUGUCUGCCAUGUGAGGGCCGCUCCACCACCAUCCUUCACCUGGACUACUGAAGAUGUUAGAAAUAUUCACAACAAUGAGAAAUACACCAUCCAUAAGGCAAAGUUGUUGGAUGAGCUGGUGCUGUGGGCGUCAGUACUGGAGGUGGAAGUCAUCACCCAACACGACUACCGAGACUACCACUGCUCUGCUUCCAACGACCUGGGCACAGACUCCACCACCCUCACUCUCAUGCCUCCCACACACCCACGCCCACCUGCCAACUUUACUAUGGUUAACGUGAGCGAUGUGUCAGUAGUGCUGGGCUGGUCACCUAACUUAGACGCUGGGAUGCCUCAUAGCUUUACUGUGAGGUACAGGGCUGACGGCACACUAGACUACGAGUACAAGGAGGCUGACGGAGGGUCGACCGGGGUGAGAGUGGAAGGGCUGUCACCAGGCGUGAGGUACACCUUCAGCGUCAAGGCCGAUAAUGACCAGGGCAGCUCCGACUACUCCACACCUGCCGUCACGGUCACCACGCUCGGUACUAGCAUAAGUAGCGGCCACCGUCUCACCAGUUACCUCCUGCUGGUGAUCAUCAUGUCAGCGAUGGCCCUCCUGGUGCUCAACGUGGCCAUCAUCGCCUGCAUCUUACAGCGCCACAAAAAGAAGAAGAAACAUCCCUCAAGAUGUAAGGCGUCCUCCUCUACCAAGACUACCUCGGUAACUACUCAAGGUGGCGGCAAUACAUCAACCUCCAGCCCCGAGGAUCACCAUCAUCUGCACCACCACCACCACCACCACAUCCUCAAGAGUCUCAAAUCAAGGUCUUCCAAGACUACUGAAGCUUAUCAGGCUGAACAUCACAACAAUAAAGGCCGUGGACAAAAUACCAACUUACCGCGCCCUUCAGCUUCAGGCCAGACACAUAAAAGCAGCGCUAACAAGAACCCCAAAACUGUCAGGAAGUGGACCGGAACCUUGAAGCGCCGAGGCAGAAUACCAGACACUGUUCACUUGCACACCCAAGAAAUUAAUAAACCUGAUUCUACUCUCUCCAGGAAUAGGUUAUUUGGAAAUGGCAGACUACCCAACCACAGUAAAGAGAUAGUACCGUCUACAGCCAGCCCAGAAGCCUCCUCCCUUAUCCCUAGACUCAGGGAUAACAUAACUCCUCAGCUACAACAGAGGAACUCUGUCUUAGACGAUGACCAAACGUCUGACUCAUCACACGAGAGCACUGACACUGCCAUCUUCUGUGAUAACUCAGCCAGUUCACCUCAGCCCUCUGGACAGACACAUUCACAUACUCCUAAAGAACACGACGCUUUGUCUUAUGCACAACAAAUUAAAGAAGACUUACAGCAACACGAACGAAGCGAAAAUAUCCAGCAGGCGCUACAGCACGGACAGCCAACAAAACAUCCCACAAAACAAACUACACAAACUGACUCGUUCAUAACUCUGACUGGGGCUCACUCUUCCACUUACCACCAACAGCAAAAUAACUAUCACCAGGCUUACGUCUCUGAAGGAGCAGGUCGGGAUUCAAGGCCGCGGAGCAACAUAGACUCUCUGCUAGCACAGUCCAUCACUCAAGGGCAACCUGACAGACGUGGCAACAUUCACACCAGUCCCAGAACUUCCAGAAGUGGCAUCCUCCACCAGCAGCGACCUAACUCAUCACCAACGGGUGCACUACGCCAUCACACGCCUGACCGUCAACAGCAUCUACCACCCUCGUCACCAAUUAUCAGGAUCCAACAUCACAAAAUGCAGCUCACCUCCCCAACUAGAGUCCAGCACCGCCAGAUAGUAAACGACUCACCAACCAAAAUCCAGAAGGGCCAGCUACGAUCAGACUCACCGACCAGAGUCCAACACCGCCAACUGCCCUUAAGCUCACCAGAUAGAGACCAAUUUCGCCGUUUACUUGAAGAUUCACUGACCAAAGUCCAGCACCGCCAGCUAACACCCGACCCACCACCAAGAGGUCAGCAUCGCCGUUUGCCAACAGAUUCACCUUCCGUAGUCCAAAAGCAUCACCCAGCUAGGCCUACAUCAGAAAGUCAAAAACACCAUAGCCUACUCGCUGACCCACCAACUGAGGUCCAACAUCGCCCACCACCUGUUCCCCAGAGUCCGACAAGGCAUCGGUCCCCACCAACCCGACCCAAACUACGAUAUCACCGUCCACCCACCCCACCCAAACUACGACACCACCCUCCACCCACUCCACCCAAACCUAGUCCUGCACAGUACAGCCCAAGUUCAAAAAUUAGACACUUGGGUCAGAUAGACAAAAGUGACAACCAAAGCAUUAGCAUCCCUGAAGUCUACCAGCUCCCUCACUACACAGACGAUCCUAAUGCUGAAGACAAUAUCAUCGCCUCAUCUGCCAUAUUAGACUCUUCACACCAAGAUUCAACUCAGAGAGCGUAUCAGUUAGCCCAAAAUGACAGCUGUACCUCCCAGGGAAAUAUGCUGGUGUCUCAGUCCCUAUCACAAGUAGUCCAUGCUAUGAGGGAAACCCAGGCUCCUGUGGCCACAAGCUCACCCAUCACACGACCACGACGAUCCAGAUUCCCUGAUGAUUUCAUAUGGCACGGAAAUCCAGGCAAGUCGUGACCAACUAGAUAAGUGUUUUAGGUGAAGUGGUAACACAGGUUCAUACUCGCAGCCGAGAACAAACUGAAUAUAAGUGUUAAGUGCUGUAAAGUUGUUUAUGACAAAUGUAGAAAAUAAUUUUGUGGUUUAAGACUUUUGUGAAUUAUGAAAUUAACUUUCCAAGCCAGUUGAAAGGUUUAUAAUUAUCUGAAUAAUUACUGCACUAUAAGCGGAAGUGAAACAAUAACAUUACGUACAGUCCAACAGUGCUCUACAGAUACACUAUACUGUAAUAUAAAGUGUGAGAUGAUUUACGUUAACUUUACAUAUAGAAAGAGUUUACUUGAAUUUGUCAUCAAUUGUUAAUUUAUUGUCUAUAUGCAUACUUGUAUAAAUGCAACGCAUGAUGAUAAAUAUAUAUGUAUUAAAAAUAUACUAAGAGCAUAAUUCUUUCACCAAAAACAAUAUUUUUUCAACUCUUUUUACAAGAGCUACCGCGGACAGCAUAUGGACGAAUAUUAACCUUAAAAACAGGAACAUCACUAAAUAAAUUCAUUCAGCUUCGUUCUUUA
Homarus americanus (American lobster) is the source of this 3225-nucleotide messenger RNA. Its product is annotated as trithorax group protein osa-like. Gene Ontology annotation, biological process: axon guidance; cell-cell adhesion. Gene Ontology annotation, cellular component: axon; plasma membrane. Gene Ontology annotation, molecular function: protein binding. The record is from RefSeq and is a predicted model, not a curated record. The coding region runs from base 17 to 2674 and encodes 885 amino acids. The transcript has 8 exons. NCBI's taxonomy places the organism in Eukaryota, Metazoa, Arthropoda, Malacostraca, Decapoda, Nephropidae.